AUGCUUAAAAACACUCUAAUAAUUGCCUUAGUAAUAGUAAUCAUUUACCUUUAUUACCAAAAGCAAAAUAAUCUAGCCAGUUUUACCAACUCUACCGGCAAUUUUGCCGAAAUAGAAGAAGUAAAAAAAGUAAAUAAAAUCUUUGCUGAUUUUUGCCGCAAUGAAAUUGGCGGUAAAGAUAUCCAAGAAAUUCGCACUAAAUUAAAUGGUCGCCAACUAACUGAUAUAUUAGAAGAAAAUGAAGAUUACGAAACCGAAAAAGAUGAACUAACCAGAAAAAAAGGGGAAUUAGAAGCCGAAAUCACUCUACUGACUAAUUCUCGCAAGAAUCAAAUCCAAGAAAAAGAGCGAAUAAUUACUCGCCUGAAAGAAGAAAAAAGCGAGUUAGAAAAAAAAUAUAAAAAAAAAGCCCGCGAUUUAGAUACGGAACAGUUAGAAAAUAAUAAAUUAACUGAAAAAAUAACUAGUUUAGAAGAACAGAUUAAGCAAUUAAAAGCAGAUACUCCCUUGCCGGAUAACUGA
Messenger RNA from Funneliformis geosporum, 522 nucleotides. The record is from the annotation of a GenBank genome assembly. Lineage: Eukaryota; Fungi; Glomeromycota; Glomeromycetes; Glomerales; Glomeraceae.